Molecule: messenger RNA, 999 nt
Organism: Tachyglossus aculeatus (Australian echidna)
Lineage: Eukaryota; Metazoa; Chordata; Mammalia; Monotremata; Tachyglossidae
Product: olfactory receptor 1G1-like
Exons: 5
Coding region: 1-999 (332 amino acids)
Biological process (GO): G protein-coupled receptor signaling pathway
Cellular component (GO): membrane
Molecular function (GO): olfactory receptor activity; odorant binding
Source: RefSeq, a predicted model, not a curated record
AUGAAGAAUAUCACCGCAGUGAUGGAAUUCCUGCUACUGGUUUUCUCAGAGGUCCAGGAGCUGCAGGUGAUCCACACCACGCUGCUCCUUCUGGUCUACCUGACAGCCCUGUUGGGCAAUUUCCCCAUCGUCGCCAUGACCCUCGACCGCUACGAGGGUGUCAUGAAUCGAGGGGCCUGUGUGAAGAUGGCCGACGCUUCAUGGCUGAGUGGGGGGCUGUCUGCUGCAUUACACACAGCCAGUACCUUCUCCUUCUCCUUCUGUGGGUCCAACGCUGAAGGCCACUUCUUCUGUGACAUCCCCAGUUAUUCACCAUCUCCUACUCUCCUGACCACCUCAGGGAGUUAUGCAGCCCCAGAAGGAAUCAUUCCCUCUCCUCCAACUGCUUUUGCGUUGCACCUCUGCAUUUGGCAUCCCUUUUCUAAAGGUUCUUUUAAGAUAUGGAUAGACAAGAAGCAGGGAGAGAUUCAGAUCUCCGAGGAAAUGAGCAAUCACAAUGCAGUGAUGGAAUUCCUCGACCUGGGGUUCUCAGAGGUCUUCAUUGUGCUUUUCUCUUUGCCUGCAGAGCUUUUUCUCCUCACAGAGAUGUUCUUCGACCUCUAUGUGGCCAUCUGUCACUCCCUGUGCUAUGAUGUCAUCAUGGACCGGUGGACCUGUGAAAAGAUGGCCGCUGCCUCAUGGCUCUUCGGGAGCCUGGCGGCAGUGAUACACAUACCCAGCACCUUUUCUCUCUCCUUCUAUGGGUCCAAUCACAUCCAUCUGUUCUUCUGCGACAUUCCUCAGUUGCUCCUCAUAUACUGCUCUCAAGGCACUCUCAGAAAGGUUGCGCCCAUCAUCAAGGGUAUUGUUCCAGACUUCUGGUGCUUUCUGGGCAUUGAUGUUUCUUAUACCUGCAUCUUCUCUGCCGUCCUGAAGAUGAUAACUAUAGAAGGUCGAUCCAAAGCCUUCGCCACCUGUCUGCCCCACCUUGGCGGGUCUACCAAGUCCGUUGUAAUGUAA